Molecule: messenger RNA, 1201 nt
Organism: Eucalyptus grandis
Lineage: Eukaryota; Viridiplantae; Streptophyta; Magnoliopsida; Myrtales; Myrtaceae
Product: alcohol-forming fatty acyl-CoA reductase
Exons: 8
Coding region: 345-1106 (253 amino acids)
Biological process (GO): suberin biosynthetic process; long-chain fatty-acyl-CoA metabolic process
Cellular component (GO): intracellular membrane-bounded organelle
Molecular function (GO): alcohol-forming very long-chain fatty acyl-CoA reductase (NADP+) activity
Source: RefSeq, a predicted model, not a curated record
GCAGAUAUGACAUUGCACUAGCAGUCAAUGCAUUUGGAGCGAAGCAUGUUGCUGAAUUUGCUGCAAGAUGUGUCAACAUAAAGAUGCUACUCCACAUAUCGACUGCAUAUGUAUGUGGUAAUAUGACUGGAGUUAUACAAGAAAAGGCAUUUAGCAUGGGUGAGACGCUCAACGGGUCAAGGAAGUUGGACGUGAAUAAAGAGAAGCUCUUGGUUGAAGAAUUGAUGAAUGAACUUUGAGAAAAGAGUGCUUCACAAGAGGAAAUCAACGUCGCUUUGAAGAAUUUGGGAUUGCAAAGGGCAAGGCUGUAUGGUUGGCCAAACACGUAUACUUUAACGAAGGCAAUGGGGGAAAUGAUGGUGCAGCAUCAUCUCAAACAAGAUAUUCCUCUAGUUGUUAUGAGACCCACAAUCGUAACAAGUACUUAUCGAGAACCUUUUGCUGGUUGGACUGAGGGUUUCCCUCCAAGAACUAUGGACAGCAUCGCCAUACACUAUGGUAGAGGAAGGCUGAAAUAUUUCCUGGGUGAUCCUAAUACGAUACUCGACAUGAUACCGGUAGAUAUGGUGGUAAACGUUAUGAUUGUGGCCACAGCGGUGCAUGCUAAUCAGCCCAUUUCAAACAAGAUUUACCAUGUGGGUUCCUCAAAGAAACAUCCCAUGGCCUAUUCAGAUCUUCAAGACAUCAUAGUGAGUUACUUCAGGGACAGUCCUUGGAUCAACGAGGAUGGGAAGCCGGUCAAAGUUCGUAAGCCUAGAAUUAUGGGAAGCAUGGCCAGCUUUCACAAGCACGUGAGACGUUACAUUCUCUUGUCAAAGGUGCUGAAAGUAGCUAGCUCAAUGUUUGGCGGGUAUUUCCAAGGGUUGCAUGCUGACUUGGACAAAAAGGUCAAUGCUGUCGUGCGAUUGGCAGACCUCUACGGACCAUAUGUUUUAUUCAAUGGCGUCUUUGACGAUACAAAUAUGAUGGCUUUGAGAGCCAUGGCAUUUAACAAUGGAGUAAACUUGGAAAGUGUCUUCUACUUCGAUCCAAGGUGUAUCAAUUGGGAGGAUUAUUUCAAGAGAACUCAUUUGCCUCAAGUUGUCAAAACCUUCCAGCGCAAGUGAGACAUGAUGCAUAUAUUUUGGGACAUGCAAUAGUUGGCAUUACCAACUCCAUGUGUACUAUUCUAUUAUAAGUGGAAAUAAAUGAGGUGGUAUAA